Messenger RNA from Trichoderma citrinoviride, 1767 nucleotides. RefSeq lists its product as hypothetical. The transcript has 5 exons. NCBI's taxonomy places the organism in Eukaryota, Fungi, Ascomycota, Sordariomycetes, Hypocreales, Hypocreaceae. The coding region runs from base 1 to 1767 and encodes 588 amino acids. The record is from RefSeq and is a predicted model, not a curated record.
AUGCCUUCCCAGAGGCAUUCGAAGACCGAGCCCGCCGCCGCCGCCGCCGCAGCAGCAGCAGCAACAGCCCGCCCCCUGCCUCCCGCCCCCGAGGCAGGAGAAGAAGUCCCUGCUGGAGAGGCUCUCUCCUCCUCCUCCAGCGAUGAAGGCAUCGUCAGCCCGCGUGAUGAUGCCGAGAUGGAGGAGGAAGAAGGAGAAGAGGCAUCUCCCGCGAGUGCUUUCCGCCGCCUCCCGCCGCCUCCCUCCGCCAUGCCUCCUCCCCCAGGCUUUGAGGAGCCUUCUUCUUCUUCUCUCCCCUCUGACCCCACAGAGGCGACGUCGUUCUCGGCGGGAGAGCAUCCCAACCCCCCGGGGUGCUCUCCCGUUGAGCCUUUUCCCCCUCUGCCUGCGGAGGACUUUGCGGCGCCUUAUCCCGAGGCGCACAGCUACCCUCCCCCCCCGGAGGAUGCUGGUGCCUCGGGAUCUGGCUACCGGGAGAACGACUGGGACCUCCCGGGUGUUGAGACCGCUCCCUCUGGGUACAACGACCGGCCAGUCACUGGCGACUGGAUGUCUGGAGAAUUCGUCCCGGUGAAUGUUGGCGGCAAGUCCUUUUGCGUUCCAAUGCGCCUACUCUCCAAGUACCCCUUCUGGAACGCCCUGUUGUACCUGGAGCAACCCCCCCAAGGCUGGUCGAUGCCCGGCGUCGAUCCCGAGAUCUUCGUCGUCCUCAUGGAGUGCGUGUACUCGACAUCAGGCCUCCACGGCACCGAGAACGGCCUGAACCUCGUCAAGCUCUGCUACGCCUACCUGCUCGCUGGCAGAUGGAGCAUGGCCCACGAUCGGAGGAAGCUUCGCGACACGGCCUACCGCUACGUCGUCCGCAGAAUCUUCUUCUUCAACCCGCACGUCGCCGAGGACCAGCGGUACCUCCACCGCGGCCACUUCAGAUACCGGUCCGAAGAGCUGUACCGCACCUGGGAGCUCGUGCGCCAGCAUCCCGCCCUCGAGAGGAUCCUGAGCCAAGGAGACCUGGUGUCGCUGUACGCCGUGACCAUCCCCCACUCGCUCUGGCCGGAUCUCGGCGCUCAGUUUGACUAUUCGUUUCCGCAGCUUGUCGAGGCUUCGCUUGCGGCGAGGCUGAGCUCAGAUCAGAAUGCCUUUCAGAACUGGUUCCUCCGAUUCUUUCGCCUGGCUGGGUACUCGGAUUUCGGUUGGCUGUCGCGCGAGGCUGCCGAUAGGUUCUUCGGACCUCUUCAUCUGGAUGAUGAUGGAAACCCUGUUCCACUCCAGUUUCGUGCAGAGUUUGCCGCUGCCCGAGCUCGCAAUAAUGCCUUGGUCAACGAAUACGAGGUCCAGCAAGGUCAAGGACAGCCCUUCUUUCCAGAUACUCCCGCCUAUGCCGAAGGAGAUGUUGAGGCCGAAGACGUUGACGUUGAAGGAGAGCCCUUCACUGACGAUGAUUUUGACGCCGAGGGAAGCCCAAUCCCCGAAGAUAAUCUCGAUGCCGAAGCAGAAUCUGUUGCCGAAGAAGAUGUUGAUGCAGAAGGCGAGCCCAUCAUCGAAGACGACGUCCUUCCCGGCCCCAGCAUCCUUUCCACCCCCACCAGGCGUUCUGAUGCCGGAAGACGACCUCGAGUCCACCAUGAAAACCGCGUGCGAUUCGCCGAGGAGCCGGAAGUCUGUGUGUUUGAACCCUAUCAAGGGCCCAGUUUCGUUGCGCCGACACCUGCUCCGUCUGGAUUUGAGGAUACGGACGCCAUGGACUGUGAUCCUUUUAUGGACUAG